UGUUCGGCUAUGGCUGUCGUAUGUUUGUUGUAUCAAUUUGUAUGUCAAUUAUCAAUUAACCCUUGUUAAUAAUGGCCUGUUGAUUAUUAAAAAGCAGAGCUUGGUGAGAGAACUAUCGAUGUGCAGUGUUGCGUGCGUGCGACUGUGAAUCAUGGCGUCUGGCGGCGAGGAUCUUUGGCGCGAGUGCGCGUCUUGGCUCACGAGAUGUAACCUGCUGCGGCCCGAUCAUAAAGCGAAUUGGGCAACGAGUACUACACACGAUUUAGCGUAUACCCUUCGCGACGGGGUGCUGCUGUGCAGCCUGCUGAACGUGCUGCAGCCGGGAUGUAUAGACAUGAAGGAUGUGAACCAGCGUCCCCAGAUGGCACAGUUCCUGUGCAUGAGGAAUAUAAAGGUGUUCCUCCGAGCGUGCCACGAAGUGUUUGAGCUGCGAGAGACGGAUCUGUUUGACCCAUCCAUGUUGUUUGACUUGUCCAACUUCCACCGAGUUCUGUGCACACUGGCCAAGCUCAGCCAGUGUCCCAAAGCCUUGGCUAAAAAUAUUCAGCCAUUUUCUGCGAAAAGGACUCAAUCGGAAGAGGACAUAUAUAAAGAUUUACAAUCAGUUGCGGCCCUCACAAACGAAGUUCCACCGCCAUACGACGUGGUGGAAUACGAAGAACACACGGACACGAACGAAGUGCCAUGGAUACAGUUCACGAUACCCAGCGUCGCCUGCGAGGACCGAGUCGAGGAGAUAUACGAGGACCUCUGCUAUGUCAAGUUCACCUCCGAUAUGCCUGAGCUAGCGACGUCGUCGCAUAGUCUAGAGAAAAGGGACUACGUUAUAAGGGAACUGGUGGACACGGAAUGCAAUUACGUGGACGUGCUCAGUAAAAUAAUCAAAUACUUCCUGAGGCCGCUCACGCCAUACUUGAAGCCUCAGGAUAUGCAAGUCAUCUUUUUUGGUGUGAAGGAAUUACACGAAAUCCAUUCAGGAUUGCUAAGACAACUACGACUAGCCACGGAGAACUGUGUGCCGGGCAGUGGCGCGCCGCGACUGGCGGAUGUUUUCCUCACUUGGAGGGAAAGGCUACUGUUAUAUGGAGACUACUGCUCUAACCUUACCAACGCGCAAGAGACGCUAAAAGCAUUAGAUGCGAGGGAUUCCACGUUCAGCAAACAACUUGCAAAAUGUCAAAAGGAGCACAGCGACGGGCGCAUACAACUGCGGGACAUUCUGUCGGUGCCGAUGCAGCGCGUGCUCAAAUACCAUUUAUUACUGGACAAGCUUGUGCAUGAAACACAACCAAAUCAUGAAGAGUUCAGGGGAUUGGAGCGAGCGAAAGAGGCGAUGGUGGAUGUUGCUCAGUACAUCAAUGAGGUCAAACGAGACAGCGAGGUGCUAGCGUUGCUUGCUAAAGUGCAGGAGAGCAUAAUAGACUGGGACGGUGCCGCGUUAGGUGCGGGCGGCGCAGGCCUAGCAGCGUACGGCCGAUUACUCCUCGACGGCGAGCUAAAGGUCAAAGCACACGAGGACCAGAAGCUCCGCUCGCGAUACGUGUUCGUAUUCGACAAGCUCAUGCUGCUGUGCAAGCCCGUCAAGGUGAUCUACCCGACAGACAAUCAAUAUUCGUAUCGGACGGGUAUCCGACUGGCCGAGUACCGAGUAGAAGAAGGUUGUGGCAGAAGAACGUUACGCGGCGAUGCGAGGUGGACGUCACACUUCUACCUCGUGCGCCGAUCCAAAGACGCUACGUUUACUUUAUACGCACGCACGGAAGAUUGUCGGCGCAAGUGGCUCAAGACUAUUAAGGAGGCUAUAGACAACCUAGAACCGGCCGGAUGUCGGAGUACAAACCACAAGUUUAUAUUACACACGUUUGAGAAGCCGGCCACGUGUCAUCACUGUUCUAAAUUCCUCAAAGGUAGAAUAUUCCAGGGCUACCUCUGUUCAGUAUGCAACGCGUGCGCACACAAAGACUGCAUAGCACUGUCAGGUCGCUGCGGGGGAGGCACCGCGCCCGCGCCGCCCCUGCCGCCGCACGCACACCAACCCGACAACGCGCUACACUAUUACAUGUGGUAUGUGGGUGAGAUGGGUCGGGAAACAGCCACGGCGCGGUUGGAGAGGCGAGUGGACGGAACGUUUCUGCUGCGAGUGCGACCGCGAACCACGCAUUCUUUACCACCGCCUGCACACAACGAUACGCAAUACGCGCUCUCGCUCAAGACGGACAACACAGUAAAGCACAUGCGCGUUUGCCGGAAGCCCAUAGACCAGGUGCCGCACUACUUCCUUUCCGAGUCGCGCUUCUUCCGCAGCAUCGUCGAGCUGGUCUCUUAUUAUGAGAAGACUAGUUUAUCCGAGAACUUCGUCGGUUUAAACUCGAAUCUCCGCUGGCCGUUCAGACGAGUGGUAGCGACGGUGAUCCACGACUUUCGGCCGCUGGAGUCUUCACAGUUAGCGCUACGGCCUGGCGCAAAGCUACUCGUGCUCAGUAAAGAGGGUGACAGUCGGGGCUGGUGGAAAGGACGGACUCUCGAUAAGGGCGACAACCGGUCCGGCUACUUCCCCAAAGAAUGCGUGCGGGAGGAGCCCGAGUGUAUCGGCGCGCUGGACUGAUGUCAGCUCUGCCUCGCCGAGCGCGAGCUGCACUACCUGCCGCCGGGCGGCGCGCACGACGACGACUGCCCGGACGACCUCGUCUAACGACCGACGACGUUGAUCAACUAGUCGGUGGACUGGUGUACACUCCUCAAGGCGACCUCGUCGCAUAUGGAUAUUGUUUAACUAGUCGGUGGACUGGUUCACGCUAUUGAAAGAUCUCGCCUACGCACCGAGACAGUGCUAAACUGGUUGGUGGACUGGUUUACGUUCUUCAAGAGAAACAACCACAAACCGAAAAUGCCACACAAGCACAUUGUUCGACUAGUCAGUAGACUGGUUUACGCUCUUCAAGUUUGAUGAGAUCCUGGUAUUUCUAGCUGGAAUUGAAAUAACCAUUGAAUUUGGAUGAAAUGGGGCCCGGAAUUGGUCACACUAUGUAAUCUAACUCAACUAAAAAUUGGCAUUCAUCUAUCUGAACGACCUCUUCUAGAUACAACUCUCUCUUAGAGAGUCACACUACAUUGCUCAAUUAAUCUGUGGGCUGGUUUAUACUUCAGGAAUACCUCGUUUAAAUGCCACUCAUCAGGUCAACCACGUCGACAUAGCUCAUCUGAUCGGUUGCCUGGUGUGUAGACCUCACGUCGACCUCGUCUACACCAAGGGCGUCUCACAAGGAUAUUGCUCAACUGGUUGGCAGACUGGUUUAGACUUCAGGACGACGACCACGCGAGAUUUUGGUGAUUAAGGAGCAUCUAACACCGAUAUCAAAGAAAAUAUUAAAGACGUCAUUUUUAAGAGAUUACUACAUCAAACAUCUAUUGUCGAUGAUCUAAAUUGCUCUCCCGUCAUGAAUUUCAUAAUUAUUAGAUCUGUAAAUUUGAUGCAUGUGUAAUAGCUACACUGCACAAUCUUUGAGUGGUUUAACUGAUUACAGUGACUAAGAAACCAGUUCAAUUUGCUCAUAAAGUUAUGCAGUUUUAUGUAUUAGUCUUGGAGAAAGAAAGAUAAGAGGCUUUGUUUGCACAAUAAUUGGCAUCUUUGAGCCUAGAACAUAGUUGAAGAUAAUGUUGCUAUACGUAAUAAUAAUUCAAGACUUAUUCUUUGGCAAUGAGUUUAAGGACUACGAUAUGAUGUGUAAAGUUAUACGCGACCGAAAUAAUAAAUUUAGUAUUAGAAAAAAGUGGGACUAUGUUUUUAAGAAAAACUGUGUUAAGUGUUAAAUUAAAAUAUAGGAAAAAAUUGAUGAAAAACUAUUGUAUAGUUGUUAGGACGAAAAAGUGUUUUCUAUCGUGCUAAUUAAUAUUAAUAAUUGAAAUGCUUUAAAUAGGUAUUGUGCUUUACAAUGUUGAAAUGUAUGUCGAGUAUAACAAGGGAUGUUUUCUUGACGGCGAAUAAUGAAACGCUCCUUAAUAUUUGAGAGCAUCUUAGAUAUUAUAAAGGUUUUUCUAAUGGCGGCUUAUAAAGUUUAAGAACGCAUCGAUUUGGUGCUGAGAAUGUGGGUAUAUUAUUAUUUAAGGUAUCUUUAACUUUUAAGACGCGUUUCACUAUUCUGAGGUAAGGUCAUCAAUGGCUCGCGCAGCUCCGCUCCAGCAACAGAAGAGUCGUUUCUGAAAAUACAUUCAAAUGUAGACUUUAGAGUCAUUUCGUAAAGAUACAUUUUAUCAAUAACAACGCGAAAUAGUGUAACGAGUAUCGAUCUUUAUUCAAGAUGGCAAUUUCUAGAAGCGGUGUAGUGCAAGUAAAUGAUGACCAGUAGGCUUUACUACUAGGGAUAUAUAGUUGACCAUAAAAUUGCUUUACCAUUUAGUAACUAUUUUCAGCACAUCAAAAUUUUGCUAAAACUCAGCCUUUUAUCGGUCUUGUAAGCGAAAAUAGGCUUUGUAGUUUUACAAAGUGCAAACGACAAUCAACCUAACGGUGGUAAAACUAUUUUGUGGUCGAAAGUGUGAGUGCAAAAAUCAAUAGGAUCGCUUCAUCAUCGUGAGUUACCUCUUUGAAGCGAUCCUUUUGGUGGGUUAGGGCCAGCGUAGGGUGGAUCACUGCGGCAGCAUACUGUCUUGUUCUUGCAACUGGCAGCUGUAUUAACAACUCUAUUUUAAUUGGAUAAGGUCAAUAUUUAAAUAUCCUUAGAACUCGCGACAAAUACAAAUCUGUCUGAGCUGGUCCUUACACACAAGUCAUUACACAUCAAAAUGAAAAAGCAGCGUUAGAUUUUAUUGAAGAAAACCUCUCCAAAUUGCUAAUGCAAUACUAGAAAAAUUAUAAAAUAUACAUAGUAGAACUAGUUCAUAUCGAAUAUAUUUUAUUUAGAAAAUAUGAUUCAUAUAAAAAAUACAUACAUAUUAUAUUAUAUUGUUGAUGUUCUGAGAUGACACAUGAGUCAAAUGUAUAUUUAUUUUUGUGAAGUAUGUAAGUUAUUUUUUCAAGUCAUAGGAGAUAUUAUGUGGGUAGAUAGAAAUUGAACAAAUAUUAGUAGCAUAUCCUUAACAUAAAAUACAAUGCAAUUCACGUAUUAAUAAUGAGUUCCUCCUUAUCUUGCUCCUUAAAGCUGACCCAUCUAUACUCGAGGCACGAUACAGAAGAAUCGAUACAACGAAAGUGAUUUUGAAACGUGGCAAAGGAAACUGAACUUUAUCUUCACUACGUAACGUACAUAUUUGUGAGGAACGAUUCGUGCGUCUUCUUCGAUUCACUCAACACACACAUUAGGUAGUAAAGAUAAAUUACAUUUUUGAAAAAACCGUCGCUUCUCUUGGCCUCUGCUGCUGUUUAUCUUGAGCUCUAAGCAGCAGUUUUAAUGAAAAUAUUUAAAAAUUCAGCAGAUAAUUGUGCUACUUUGGUUGUACACAAAUCUACAUGCUAAAUAGUACUCUCUUUUUCACAAUAUUUGCUGAAGAAAAGGAUAGCAUUAUUUUUAAACUUAUUUAUAUACUUAAGGGCUUGUUUACAACCGAAUUAACAUCAAUAUCUAUAUAUUUAUAUAGUGUUAAUAAAAUGUUCAAAUGAAAUCUAAAAAUAAAUGAUUAUAAUAUAAUAAAAAUCCCUUUAGACAUUUUAAAAAGAUUGCUUCAAAUCCCAAUAAAUCUUAAUGUAACUAAAAUAAUAAAAUAAAUAAAAAUAUGUAUAUAAAAUUUUAAAAAAAAAUAUUUACCUCUUCUUGGUCCUACAGUUUUAAAAAGAUCGUCAAAUCCAUAUUAAAUGUUAAAUUCCUUGAUAGAUAGGUAUCUAGUAUAUGCAAUUUAAAAAAUUAGCAUUAGGUAGAUGGAUUACGAAAGUCCAUCUAUGUUGUGAAUAAACAUAUUAUUACAUAAUGAUAUUAUAUUUUAUUUUAGGUGAAGAACCAUACACGGAUCUUAAUCAAAGCAAAAUAAUAUACACUUUUAAGUAUUGUCUCGGGUACCUGUCUCUAAUAGUAGCUCUCUUAUAAUAUUGUUAAUUCCAUAUAUCCCCGAUGGCUUAUAAUAUUUUUACCAUUUUAUCGUACGGACACUGCCAAAGACGUAUACUCAACAUUCAAGAGCAUAAUUAUGACCGUUAUAAAACUAGUAAAAUUUACCAUUUUUAAAUAUAAAAGUUGUGAUCAUUCAUCGGCAUUAUGCGAUUUCAGAAAUUGUCUAAGAUUGAUUUUUCAAAUACAUAACCUGACCGAGGAAUAUGAGAAAUUUGACAAUUUUCCUACACGAUUUAUCAAAAAUCCCUCUGUUAAAGAUUAUUCGGCUCUUUAUUGCAUAGCAUAAAUAAAUAACUAACAUUCAAUGUAUAGUGAGAUCGAGUGCCAAACUAAUUCGUUUUUCAUCACUGUUAAUAAUUCUAGGAUUUCAAAAUAUGCCUAAUUUUUUUUUUUCAGUUAGAAUUUUAUGUAGGUAAAUAAAACCAUAUUUUUACACUUCAACAUGAUUUUGAUUUUGUAAACUCAUGUACUUUGUUUUACAUUCCAGCGUACCUACAUUUUUAAUUAAACAUUACAUUCUUUAAGCUUAAAAGUCUAUGAGAUAAUGAUCCCAGAAACCCCAGAACUAUUUCAAAAAUAAUUUCAUUUAACAUAGGUUAAUUCCAAAACGAAUAUUGGAAUAUUGUAAAUAAAACUGCUAACAAUAAUGCUACAGACAUACCUAAAGAAAGUAAAUUCAUAUUUUACUUUUUAUAAUUUUUAUUUUUAACAUUAAGCUAAGUCUCGACGUGUGUAGGUACUGAUUGACUUUAUAACAGUUCUUGUUCGUCGAACAUGUAUGAACGUGGAGACUCGGCUUUAUAAGCCCACCAAUUUAUCUAUAUAUCUAAAAUCAUUAAUAGCAAAUAAAAACUGUUUUACAUUCACAUAGAAAUCUGAAAUUGUGUCUUAAAUAUUGUAAAUAUUAAAGUAAAUGUUCACUGUUAACAUAAUUUUAAACGGAAACAAGUGUAUAUUGGUAAUUGACAGGCCAAACAUGAAUAUAAUAAUUUAAGGUGAAUGAAAUAUUCAUAAUUAUUACAAUUUUAAAUAAAUGUAUCAAAUUAUUGUAUCAUCAAUUGUAAUUUUGCUGGUUUUAACAUUCCUUACAUGAAUAUUUAUUAAAUUUAAUAAUUAUUUAUUACAAUUUGAAGAAAAUGUAUCACCAAUUGUAAGUUGCUCGCCCAGUUUUGACAGUCAACGCAUAAUAUAGUGAUAACAACGUUAUUAAAUAAAUAAAUAAAUAAAUAAAAGUUUAUUCGGCUCAACAAAAUCACAAAAAAUAAAAUAAAAAUACAAUUCAUACAAAUUAUCAACUAAACUACUUAAAACUAGAGAAUACUAAGACCAAUAUUGUGUCUGUGAGCUAAAACUGUUAUAUUCACAAAAAUUAUAAAUAUGAUAUCUUUAACAAUAUUUAAUAUUGUUACCGGUAUUAUAAUGACUUAAAAUGUUUAUUUACUUAGCUACUUUCUAACCAUUGCUUUAUUGCCUUUAAUAUGAAACUUUCAAUAGCAUAAUGAUUAAAUCAAUUUAUCAAAAGAUCUGAGUAAUUAUUUAACUCAUUAUAACAACACUGUAACAUAACAUGUCUAUAUUGUAGUAACAGUGUUAAUAUAAGUAAAAUGAUGAUACCAUAUAUUUUAUCAUGAUUAAGUUUUGAUUUUUAAGCGUGGGUGUGAGAAAAGCAUGGCAAUAAUACAUACAAUAAAUAAUCCAUAGUUAUAUUGCUAUUGUAAAUUGGUUUCUACCUCUAUUAUGCAUAGAGUAACAUAUACAAUGAUUGUUUCCUUCCAUUUACAAGUAUAUUUUUGAAAUAUAUCGAAAUUGACACCAAAAAGAGAUCAACUGUGUAGAGUAGCGAAUAAAGCCUGCUUCACAUUACAAUGAUUUGUAUAAAAUACUCAGACUAAUAAAAUAUGCCUCGUCUGUUUGAACGCUGCAUACUAAUAGCGCUAAUUUGAAACAUUUUUCACGUAAAGACGUCCAUAAUGAAUAUUUGUGCUUUUGUGCAAUAGCUUGCACAGUGCAAAUUUUGAUUGGUCGCGACAUAAAACAUAACACGUCUAUAGAAUACCUACGAGUGCAAUAGCCAAGAACUGCUUGUAAUGUGAACGUUUCUAUUGUUAUAACUUGAUUUAGUGUUGAUGUCAUACAAAAUACAAUGCGAUCAAAGUAAGAAAGUCCGUGGCCUUGAUCUGUCAACAGUCUUAAUCAUUCAGUUUCCAAGAAUUUUCACAUUGAAAUAAAAUAUACCUGAUAGCUAUCACAACAUGGCGGACAGCCGUUCCUAUUCUUAGUUUGAUCGCAAUGUAUUACAUAUUAUUAUAUAAUGAUUGUUGUGACAUAGAUGAAAAUUCUCUGUUAUCCUCUCACACCAGUGUACCACUUCAGUAAUAUUCCUUAUUAUGUAAUGUUGUAAAACAUCAUAACAAUAUAUAACUGUGUGUUGUAAAAUGUUAUACUUAGGACAGAUGUUAUAAGUAUAACGUUCUAAAACUCCUUUAGUGGGAGUAUUCUCCUCCACUUUAAAUAUAGUUUGGGCAUAAUGUUCUGAAUAUUGUGCUUUAAAUAUGUAGCUUUAAUGAAAUUGAAUUUUUUGUGGCGUAUUAUAAUAGUUCAAUGCAAUAUUUAAUGCAAUUAUUUUUUUAGAAGGUCUCUAGACGUCUAGAGAAACGCAUUAUAGAAAAGGAGGAAGGUAUAGAAAUUAUUACAUUGUGCGUUACGAAAGUUGGAAAACAAGGAAAAAUCAAUUAGGCGCCUUUUAUGUCUCGCAGUGCGAGCAGUGAAAAAGUUAGUAAUAAGAAACUUUUACUAUUUUACAGCUGGGGACCAUGGAAUCGCAUGUUAUUUGUGAAAAGGCAGCAUUGCAAUCAGCUUCAACUUUCGUGACGUAUCUACUUUAUUUUAUAAAACAAUACUUUAUUGUAAAUGUUAUUCUUUCGUGCCAGUUAAUUAUUUAGUAUUCAAUGAGUUUCCAAUGCACAAAGUUAUUGCUCAUGAUCUCUGUAAAUGUGCUAUAUGUAAAAAAUUAGUUUUAAAUAUUAUUUUGUGUUCAUAUUGUAUGCAAUUUUAUUUUACUGAGCCUGAUCUUUGGAACAAUUAAUGAAAUUCUAUUAUGUUAAUGAAUAAAUCACUGUAAAGCUUGAACUAACUAAGUUCUUUUGCACAUGGCAAUAUUUUCGCAUUCAGUCGAUGAAUUUUUGUGAUUCACAAUAAUUCAAUCUCAACAACAACAAUACAAACAAAAACAAUAUUCUCAUACCUUUCAGGCUAGUGCACGUGUUUGGGAAUGGAUUAUUGGUUAUUUUAUUUUGACUCGUGGACGAACAGGCAACUGAAGUCAUAUUUUCAAUACACAAAACUACAAGCAACGACGAAACCGAUAAACGCGGUCGAUACGGACUUGUGCAACACUAAAACUAUGACCGCGCGGGUGUGUCGGGCGUUCCCCCUGCACGACUCAUCGCAUACCCCGGUUGCCAUGUCGACCUGUCGCGAAUUAUAAUAGGUACAUGUGAAAAUGCCGCCAUAUGCAAAAGCCCUACAAUGUGAAUAUUUAUGUAGUCAAUACCUACAUUGAUAUUGUAUUAUUUUACUAUACGAUAAAGAAAAAACUCGAAAUAAUAUUGGUGCUAAGGUUAUUUUGCGUUCCAUGCGCUUUUUAUUAUAAUUCGUGUCAAUUAAAAAACGAAUUGAAAAUUGCGGCUAUUAUCAUUCCCUCUCACUUCACAAUACCUGUGUAUAAUGUGCAAGUGAGAGGGAAUGAUUAACGUCACCAUUUUCGAUUCGUUUCUUUAUUAGCACGUACAUAUGUAGAUGGACGCACUACUGCAGAUGUCGUAUGAAUGUAUUUUGAUAUUAUUUAUGUUCAUGUUUGUAAAUAAAUUAUAUAUUAUGUAAAUCAUACAGAAAUGGCAUAUCUCACUGUUCUGUAGUUAGGUAAGUGAGCCACCACAUUACAAUACAAACGUGGAAUCA
Molecule: messenger RNA, 10001 nt
Organism: Maniola jurtina (meadow brown)
Lineage: Eukaryota; Metazoa; Arthropoda; Insecta; Lepidoptera; Nymphalidae
Gene: Vav
Product: protein vav
Exons: 16
Coding region: 152-2605 (817 amino acids)
Biological process (GO): regulation of GTPase activity; cell migration
Cellular component (GO): cytoplasm
Molecular function (GO): protein binding; guanyl-nucleotide exchange factor activity
Source: RefSeq, a predicted model, not a curated record